AAGGGUUGGUGGUGGUGGUGGUGGCAUUCCGGCUAUCCCGGGUGUAGUACUGGUCCAGUUUUGUCUCGGUCUGAACGGAAUGGGACAUUUCGGUCGCACAGCCAAAGGCUCACUCACGGUGAGGCUCUAUUUGUUUGGGACGGAUAGUUCGGUUUCAUUUUAAAACGCGUCCUCAACCGAAGCGAACGCAGGUUGAGCUGUGUUGUGUUGUGGUACCGUCAGAAUCUGUCGUCGUCGGUCGGUCGGAAUAUCCGUCCCGGUCGGCGCAGAACCAUAUCGCGAAGCGCGUGUAGGGGCGUCGUGCGAAUUUUUGGCGACUUUUAGAUCCCCACUGAGGGGACCUACGGCCCCCAUCGGUUAAAGUUUGAAUUUCGCAACGCUUUUCAAAGUUUUUAGUUUCCGCGUGUGAUACGAGAAAGACCGAGACAAAGUAAAGUUUUCAGUGAUCAACGGUGAUCGUGACGAAAGCCAUUGCGAGUGAGGUGUAAUGUGAGUGAACAAAUUGACACGCAGAUACAAAUACGACACCAAGUACAAGCGCGAGUAGGUUAAACCAUACAGGAAAACACAUAUCGAAAAUAAGAGAAACCCGAAGCAGAGAAACAACGGCACACACGGUUAGCUUGAUAAGACCUGAAGCGGGUGAAGUGAAACAAAGAAGUGAAAACAACAAAUUAAUGCAAGCAGCAAGCACGCAGAGACCUCAGAAGAAAUCCACCUCGCCACAGAGAGACAGUGAGUCCAGCGCAGGCAGCAGUGAGCCUGAGCGGGGUGUUGUGCUUCUUUCUUCCUUCUAUCAUUAUUCUACCACCGGAACCACGGCGCUGGUGGAACACAACAAAAACGGUGAUAAUUAAAAUUUAUUGAGAAUCUAUGUUAAUUUGCCGUUUGUCACACGGUGCGGGCGAGCGAGUGGAAAAGGCUAAGUGACACUGCGGCCACAAGGUGUGUAACGUGCCCCGAAGUGUGUAUGUGUGUAGUGUAGUGGUGCGCUACUGCCCUGUUACUAGCUGGCUUAGCUUAGAGUCACCGCAGACAGCUCAGGAACCCCGGGUGUAAGACUUGGAAGGUCUUGAACGAUCUCCACACUAGCUGCUGCUGGAGAGCAAGCAUCGUCGCGUUAAUUAGGAUCGAUUUAUGUGAAAGUUCUCAGCACAGCCGUGUGUUGGUGUGUGUGUAUGUUUGUGUGAGUGGCAAAAUUCCGGAACAGGAGCGAGUGGGAAAAUCAUGCUGUUUGACUACCUCGGUGCAGUAGGCGUACAGCUAGGUAGAUCGUUUCGGACGGGUAAUUAAAAGCGGGCACGAUAGUGACUGACAGCCGUGAGCGAGGGAAGCUUCAUAUUGUACUGAGACGUCAUCCUGCAGACAAGUGUGUCCUGACGAUCGUGUGAGUGCGUGUGUUCUGGAAUCCAAGUGUGACCAAGACUUGCCGGGGAAGUGCGCGUAAAGAUCUCGAUGCUAGUGAGCGAAGCGGUGUCGUCGAAUCGUAGCGAAUUCCUAGUGAACCUGGUGCUGCCAUCAAGUGAUGGCCAGUAAUGGGGGGACUCUGCACGGGGUUCCCCAGAGUGUGUCACAGCAGCAGCAGCAGCAACAGCACAUCUGCUCCCAGUGUGGCCUAUACUUUGAGAGUGCGUCCUCGUUGCAGGUGCAUCAUAUGCACUACCAUCAGCAUGACAGCAUGAACCGUUGGGGUUCACAGCAGCAGCCCGUGGUCAGUACAACGCUCGGAACGACAGCGGUUGCAACGACAACAACGACCGCCACCACCAUAACAACGAACGGGACCGCACCGUCCUCCACGACGCCAACGUCCUCCGACACGGAGAACAACAACCAGCCCGGUUCGCAUACGCCGACGCACGCGACGGCUGGUUUGAAGCCGGUAGCGUCACCUCACACGACGAUCGCGGCCGCCGCCGAUUCGAGUGACAAUCAGCCGCCAACGCCACAGCCCACCAUAACGGAGCCUGGAACUCCGCAAAGUUACGGCGGUGGUGGCACAUCGCCCUAUCACUCUCAGCAACAGCAACAGCAGCAGCAGCAGCAACAACAUCAGCAGCAAGUAAGUCAACAUCCGCAUCAGCUAGGAUUGCCCACGGGGUCAGCAGGGAGUGAGAUGCACUAUCCCAGCUACAUCCAUCCCGGGUACGAUCCGGGCAGUUACUACUCCGGUGGACCUGGUUCGGGUCUUGACUACGGUGGCGGUGUACUAGGUGCACCUCUGCAACCUACGGACUAUAAAUCCGGCUCGUCGGUCGUGUCCUCGGCAAGGUACCAUCCGUACGGCGGUGGUUCCAGUGGCAGCAGCAACAACGGCGGUGGUCCGGAUGGUUCUUCGCCGGCGGUGGUUAGCAGCAACGGUGGUUCGGCCGGCAUGAGUCCGCAAGUGGUAAGUUCUUCCAAUGGUGUUACCGUAGCAGGUAGCGGCAGCGGAUCCACGACUGUGACGACCGUCGCCAGCACCACUUCCCAAUCGUCCCAGCCGGCCCAUUCGCCACCGAACGGAACGGGCGGCUCGAACAUUCCACCAACACCGUCCCCAUCGCCGAUCCAGUGCGAGAAGUGUGGUAUGGUGUGCGAAUCCGACGAGGCCCUGAACGAGCAUGAGGCCACGAUACACUCGAACGUGCAGUCGGCGCAAGAUCAGCAGCAGCAGCGCGUCGAUCAGGUUGAUCUGCAGGGUGGUGGUGGAAACUGUUACACGUACGGAGCUGGAGGAACAGGCGGUACGCCAGUGUACCCCGUGAAGGAAGAAGCGCCCGCUUCGGACAUCCUCGAUCUCGACUCGCAAAAGAUGGUUGGUUAUGGACCUGCGGGUGAUGGUGGUCUGUUGCCACCGAUGAACUCGCUGCAUCCACUACAAUCGAUGCAACGACACCCGAUGAUGUCUUGGCAUGAUCCGCACAACUUCAUGGGUCCUCCGUCACUUCCACCGCCGCAUCCAUCGCAUGGUGGUGGGCCCGAUAUGAAGCACUCGGCCGCCGUAGCAGCAGCAGCAGCCGCGGCCGCCUAUUACCAUCAUCCGAUCAAGUCCGAGUAUUCGGCUACUCCGGCGAUAAAGUCCGAGUAUCUUGGUGGCGGAGGAGGUGGACAUUACGGUGGGACGGGUAGUCCGAUCGUGAAGAAUGAAUACAGUCUGCCGCCAACAUUGCCACCACCGGCCGUGGCUCCACAGCCAACGAACGCCCAGACGAUGAAGCAGUACGCGGACGAGAUGCACGACAAUCAGCUGGCAACCAGUCCGUCCGAUUUCCCGAGCACGACCACACCGCAGGAAAGUGGUUCGCAGUACCGUACGUUCGAGCCGGCAACUUCAUCGCUUCCGGGAACAGCGGGACCCACGAAGGGCACUGCUUGGAAGUCGAACGAAGCGCGCCGUCCGAAGACUUACAACUGUACGGCGUGCAACAAGUGGUUCACUAGCUCGGGCCAUCUGAAGCGUCACUACAACACGACGCUGCACAAGAAUGCGGUAAAGUCGAGUGGCCAGCCAGAUCCGGCGACGCUACCGAUCAGCGUGCAUCAUCACCCGGGUCGUGAUCCGAACUACGCCAACAAGGGUCGCCGAGGAGGAGCGGGCAACGGUUCCGGAGCCGGUGCUGGAGGAGGAGGUUCAGGUGGAGCUGGAGGUGGAGGAGCAGGUUCGCAGAUCCAGCAGCCUAUACAGCAGCCAGUACCACCGCCCGAUCCACCGAGAAGUCCCGAGUACGGGACGGGUCCGGGUGCGCAGCAGUACGGCAGCGCAUCGGCGGCGGGGUUUUCGACGGCCGGGAACUCGCCCGGCCAUCAGCAUCCGGGCAGCGUGGGCCAGGUAGUCAGCUCGAACCAGUCACCGGGGUUUCAUCACCCGUACGCCGGCGCGACCAGCGCGAACGGCACCACAGCCAGCUCCACUUCUUCAGCGGUUCCCCCAAACGGGGUAGCAGGUCCCUCCGUCCAAGUCUCCCAACCGAGGGGCCUGCAGAUCUACUCGAACAGCAGCAACAGCCACAGCAUGGCGGAGCAAAUGGAGCAAGCCACCCAUACCAUUACCACCAUCCUCACGCCCACCACCCAUCCGCUCACCUCCACGGUGGGCAUCCCGGACACCCUGGGCACCCGCAUCUCCACCAGCACCACCCGCACGCCCACGGACACCCACACGCCCCCCACCAUGGGCAUGGGCUCGCCGGUGGACCAUCUGCAGCAGCAGCCGCAGCCGCCGCAGCAGCAGCAGCCGCCGCCGCAGCACAUCAUCAGUUCAAUGGAGCCCUACCACCACCCCCACACGCAGCCCCACACAAUGCACACCAUCUCCAAUCCUUUAACUAUCAGCACCAGCAUUCCAUCCUUCCAAACCAUCCUGCCGGAGGCACCGAGCUAUCACCUUAUUAUUGGUAAUGCGGCCCAUCACCAGCACCAGCAGCACCAGCAGCAGCAGCAGUACCACCCGUCGCAGAUGGGGCUGAUGGCCGGAGACGGUCAGUGGGUCGAUGGAGGAGCAGGAGGUGACGGGCUGAUCGAGUCGACGACGGGAGACCGUAACGGGUCGUUGGGGUUUCCCCGGUGUUCGGGGGGCGCCGAGGUGUAUCAGGGCGAUACGGCGCCCCCCUUUUCACCUAACGUACCGGACCAGUACCAGCGUCCCAGUAGCAGCGAUGGGACCACCAUCCUGACGAACCUGACCGAUCAGCAGCAGCAGCACCAUCACCAGCAGCAGCAACGCAACCAGCAAUCGCAGCAGAUGAUGAUCGCCCACAGCACGAUGGGCAACAAGUACAAGGAGUACGUUGUGCUCCAGCAGCAGCAGCAGCAGGAGCACGAGGUAGACCCGUACCAGGAGCAGCUGUUGUACCGCGUGGCAACACCUCAGCUGGGCGCCACGGCACCCUCCAUUUCGCCCGCUCCCUGCUCCCCCAGCGUCACGUCAACGGAUGUCGGGCAGACGCAGCUGCAGUCGGGCCAGGUCGAGUCGGCCAAGUCGGCCAACAAGGCGAACGGGCAGCCGGACGUGCACCGGUGCAUCGAGUGUGACAAGGUGUUCAACAAAGUAUGCUAUCUGACACAGCACAACAAAACGUUCCACUCCGGGGACAAACCGUACAAGUGUCAUCGGUGCGGCAAACGCUUCCCGUGCAAUCAGUCGUACGAGGAGCAUCUGGCAAAGCAUGGCGGCGAAAAACCGUUCAAGUGCGAACAGUGUCCGAAGCAGUUCAAUCACAAGACGGAUCUGCGCCGGCACAUGUGUCUGCACAGUGGUUCCAAACCGUAUGCCUGUGAGCAGUGCGGCAAGGGCUUUAUCCGUAAGGAUCACAUGAUCAAGCACUCGGAGACGCACCGGAAGAAUGUGGCGGCUGGACAGGACCGGGGAGGCAACGGGCAGAAGCGGGCCGGUAAGGUGGGAGGCCUGAAGAAGGGAGGCAGCAAGAAGGACAUCGUCGGACUGGUGGACGAAUGACGAUGGCUGAAUCUUCGCUGUCUUACACCGGAGCUGUGAACGGGCGGCGAUCGACACAUCGGAUGUGUGGUGUUGGGUGCUGCCGCCAUCAAACGCCAUCAAGUGUACAUUUGUUUCUGAGCGUCGAUUCGACCGUUUGAGUGCGUGUGUGUGUGUGUCUGUGCGUUGUACAGGGGUGCUCAAUCGUUGCGUUUUGGCGGCCAUAGGGGGAACUGGGGAUUCGAAUGCGUGUAUCGUAAGCAACAGUUGUAGCCGUUAAGUCAAGAGCGUGAAGAGUUACCUCCCUUAAGUUACUACUACAUCGGAACCGAAGUACCGUCAACUACCUGUAAAUGUUAAUGUAUGCCAUCACCAGCAAACGGGUGCCAACAACCGGAAGCUCGAUCCUGCCGAGUUCCGAAGCGUAAGUGAAUAGAUUAUACUUGUACACCAGCUACCUCAAGCGAGUAUAGAAAGAGAGAGAGAGAGAGAAAGAGAGAGAGAGAGAGAGUCACCGUGGGGACAUGUUUAUGUAUGUUUUAUUCCGUUUUACAAAUAAAAAAUCAAACGAGAUAGAUCAGUAUCGAUGUUCAGUUUAGUUAAGCCAAGAAUAGUGAGAAUCAGGGGAAGAUUUUGUUCUCCAGCUCAGGAACACACAUUAGCGAGCUUUUUACAGCUCGCGAAACUCGUGAUCACAAACACUGUCCGUCGGUGAUAGGGAAAUGGAGGCUCAAAAAAACCGUUCAAGAUUCCUCAGAUGCCCGCAACCUUUACCUCCGGUGCAUUCGUAACGAUUCUACCUCAACAUAAGUAAUGCAUUUUACAAUCCAACUCCAUACACUAAUCCGUAGACGGGUACGGAGACCGUUCGAACCGACAGAUUGUUUAUUUUGCCUCCUUCUGUCAGUCUUCUUUCUCCAGAAUAGGAGCGCAUCCUAGGUGUUUUAGGCCACACCGUUGGUGGCAUAAAUAAAGAACGAGAAAACCCUGGUGGCGAAGCGAUAGAGUUACCAAGAUAUGAUACCGAUGGAGAACCUUUUACUAUAUAUUUAUUAUUGUACAUGGCAGAGGUGGUGUUGCGUAGCGGAAACAUAAACACUAGAAUGAUAUAUUAUGUAUAAGUAUAGAUGUGACCCAUACUACACUUCUGGAGCUAUUCAGAACAUUUUAAAGCAAUAAACAAAAACAAAGAAAAGAUUGUACUGUGUGUGUACGCGUAGUGUACGUAUUCUUCGUUGGACGUUCUGUACUGGGUUCCAGUUUUAAUCGAUUCCAUAUGCGUGUGUGUGUGUGUGUUUGUGGUAGGAUGGAGCCAGAGUCUAAUGGUAGUAAAAUGAGUGCUCGUGAGUGUACGGUAAUAGAGAGAUACUAUGUAAUAUAAUAUAGUGUAAACAAUAUUUAGAGAUGAAUGUCAUCAGCUGUUAGGCAGCUAUCCGUUUUACCCUCUUCUUCCGGCGAGAUGGAGUAAGAAAACAAAGUACAUACAAACUACCUACAAUCACGUACCUAAUCUGAUAAGGAUGUUAAAAUGGUGGCGCAGAAAGAGAUGGGACAAAGCAAACAACAAAUGGGAGACAAACAAGAUCUGAACAGUAGUCCUCUUCUCUUCUCUGUGUGCAUUAUGUAUUGCGUGUGAGUGUUGAGUGUGUGAGUGUAGUAUUUUGGAAUCUUUCGAAGCUGGUCACAUUUUAAAACAGAACAAAAGUAGGAACAAAAACUCAUUUUACUCUACAUUAGACACGAGAGCAAAUCAACAAAAAGGCAAAAGCUGAUUGUAGAAAAAGGAAACUCAUCUUAUAGACUAUUGAAACAAAACGAAUGUACAAAUGAACGAUAAUGGUGCAGGAAGUAGAAGAAAGCAAAUCAAUAAACAGCAUAUAAAAAAACAUGAUAAAACAUUGGAAAACAUAUUUGAAUCUAUUGAGAGGCAAAAAUCAAGCAAACAAAAUCGAAAGUAAUUCGUAACGAUGGUACAAAACUCGGCAGCAGAGCAAAACGAACGGAAUGAGACCGAACAAACUAUGAUGCCAAAAGAGAUAGAGAGAGAGAGAGAAAGAGAGAGAGUGAAGGGGAAACCGGAAGGUUGUAUGGCAACCGAAUUUCGAAGCACAUCAAACGAACGAUAUCAAGCUAUAUUAGUGGCACAAUUUAAUCAUCGAACUUCACGAGUUGCACGCAAUACGGAAACAUAUGAAGCCAACAGGCGUUCCCCGCGAUCGUCCCUGUGUGCGUUAGGUUUUAUUCGAAAAGUGAUUGUGUACUUUAUACGGUCAGGGCGUAUGGUUGUGUUUAGAUUAAUUAAUGGUCCCGCAAACACAGGUUGGAGUCGAAUUGGCGAAAGAGAGUGUGUGAGAGUUACCAAGCGUUACGAUCGAUUACGAACGAUCGUUCGGGUUUGAUCGAUCCGAGCAACGCAAUACACUACUAUUAAUUGUCAACGUUCCUAUACGCACGCACACGCAACCCACUUUGGAUUUGCGAUUGUCCCCAAGGUGCGGAACAGUAGCGUCCCAGUUCCUUUGCUUUGUGUUUCGUUCCGUUGGCAGUCGCGUUCGGUUUCGUUAAUGGGAAACUCGGACCCGGUAAUGGGCACCCGAUGAUGGUAUCUCGCCCAGCCAACCCCGUUAGCCAUAUAGCCUACAGUACACUAAUUAGUCUAGCCGGUGUCGGAGAGCCGAGCGAUCGAGACGGUCCGUCUCGUUGCGUUUGCGAGUCUCUGGCGUUUAAGGUCAAGGCUUCAGGAAUGCAGGCUCGUUAAGGCGAAAUGCGCUUUUGCUUUUCGUUGAUUUCGUUCGUUUCGAACCAGGCCCUCGGACUGAGGGGGGGGGGGGGGGGAGGGGUACCCUCAGAAUCAAGUACGGAAAAGGAAGCAGACAUAAGUCAAAACUCGAAUCUCGGCGAAGCAAGCACAGAAACCACACUUUGCAGCCAAAUCUGAAACCUCAGGGAUACUCGUAGAAUUUAAUGUUAGAAUGUAUUUUAGAGUCUACAGGUGGUACAGGUGGUACUGGAAUCAAGCAUUUCGGCAACGAAAACACUAACGACUAUCAUAAAAACACAUCUUACGAUUCCGUAACAUAUCGUUCCAAAUAUGGUUUAAGUUCAGCGAUUGAUUAUUUUAGGUUACUUGGUCUGUGGAGGUCUCUGAGAUCGGCCACACAACUCUUCCAGCCUCGGUAGAUACACGGCUCGUUUCAUUAGCCUCUACCAACGGUGGCGGUUAAUAGUUUUUUUAAUGUUUGAUUUGUUUGGCUUUAUUUUAUGGUGCAUUUUAUGUACCAACUACGUGUUGUUUUUUUUUCGUAACGAAAUAUCCUUCCUGAUAAGCAUUGUACACAUUCCUAAUUUAAUUUUAGCUCUCAAACACACACACACAAACAGUGGUAGUAGAAGAAUAUUACUUAAAUAGUUACCAGAGUUACCAAUGUUAUCCGUGAGUAGGGGCAGCGUGCUCACGUAACAAUACAGGAAGUCAAGUGAAUACAAAACUACAAACAAAAAGUACAUUACUCCAUGUAGUAUGCUCAAUCGGUAAAUAAGUUUGUUAUGUAGCGAAAGGCAAGAGAUAAAAAGAAACCCGAAGCGCAAAGCAACACAGGCGCAUAUACGAAAAACCCAGAAUAAACAAAAGAAACAAAGAGAAACGUAAAAGAUGUGUGUAGUAUAGGAAAACAAAAACAGAUACAAUGAAGAUGUAUAGAGUGUGAAACAGAGAAGAAAAGAGGGAAGAGAGAAAACUUACAACUAACAAAACAAAGAAAUUAAAUGGAAAAAAUCUAAAGAGCUAGACAUUAAGAGGUAAAGAAAAAUCUACAAAAAAAACUUGUAAAAACUGAAAGGAAACGAAACGAAAUGUAUCAAAAAACUCAACCCGAAUGCAAUGCAACUGUAACCCCUUCGCGCGUUCACCCGAUUAUCAAUAUAUUGUUUAAAACAAUCGUUCCAUAUCAGUGAGAUACUUAGGCUCAAUAUCAAGAGUUUGCGCGUGUUUUGCAAUAAAAAAGGGUGCGUUCCUGGCGCACGUAUAUGUUAAGGUAGAAGCACACAUAUCCCGCUCCGUGUGAGAUGGUCGCUAGAAUCGAGAAGGAUGGGUUGUGGAACAAACCAACACUUGUAGCAAAAAAGAAAUCAGUUAAAGCAUAGUGAAAUUGAGUGGGAAUUUUGAAGCAAUAGAAGGAUGUUGUUUUUAUUUUUGGGUUUUUUGCGUAAUAAUUUUGAACGUUUCCCCUAAACCAUCAAUACCUUUCAGUAUUAGAAUCGGCUGGCAAUUGGAAGUUGUACGUCUAACAGCUCCAAUUUCCAGGUAUUUAAAAAAAAGUAUAAGGAGGGAAAAUAGAAGCGUCUUCAAAACACGACAUCACGGCCAAGUCCGACCCGGUGCUUUAGUUUAAGUGUCCAGUUUUGUUUCUUUUUUGUGUUUAACUAAUGAUUAAGUUAUAACAGGCCUCGUAUUGUUACUGCUGUUUCCGAUUUAUCUUGUACGUUUAUCAGCUAGUAAGGGCUGACUGGCGCGAUCGGCUGGUUGGCGGACAAUGAAUUACGCUGCCAUAUACCACCACUACUAUUACUACUACUACUACUACUACUACUGCUUACCACUACCAUGUUGAGUUUCGUUUGCCAUAGAACACAACUUUUACACAGUCCAACAGUAUGACAAGCACAGUCGGAAUGGAGGCUCGUCUCAGGAUUGGUAGGGUUAAAGAACCACAUGUUGCUAUUUAGUUGUCAGUUGUUAGCUUUUAGUUGUAAAGUAUAUUAUCACGAUGGUUAUUAUUAUUACUAUUAUUAUUACUUCUAUCACAAUAAAACCGGAAAUAAGGAAAUACAAACUCAAACAAACUCAGGUGUACGAAAUGCAGAUUCUACGUGCAUAGGUAAGAAAAAGUACAACGUAAUGGCAGGGAUCUUAGAACAAAAUCAACACGGGGAAGACCGAACACGUUAGAAUUUUAAGUGCAAAAAGAAGGGCAAAAAAACUACAAAAAUAAAACAAAAGAAGAUUUAUCCGCCAAAAAAAAAAGCAACCGUGUGUAAUGAAUGGUACCGUAACUGGAAUUAUGACAAGAAUGCAUACGAAACACGUACAACCAAAUCUUAACACAAUGGUUUUGCAAGUGUAUGGAACAACAAAUGGAAUAAAGCAAACAUGAUAAAAAAUAUA
Molecule: messenger RNA, 10580 nt
Organism: Anopheles stephensi (Asian malaria mosquito)
Lineage: Eukaryota; Metazoa; Arthropoda; Insecta; Diptera; Culicidae
Product: AT-rich interactive domain-containing protein 1B-like
Exons: 1
Coding region: 1526-5437 (1303 amino acids)
Source: RefSeq, a predicted model, not a curated record